AUGGAUCGUUGGAAUAAUCACAGCAACUUCCUCGAGGACUCCGGGAGGAUGAGAACAGCUACCUCUCAUAACAAACGCCAAUAUCUAGAAAACUAUAAUACCUAUAUCGCACCAAGACUCCAUACACUUGAAGGUAACUUCCAGAUCUGGGCAAAUAUUCUAGCAGCGAUUCAUCUUCCCGGAACAAACGGCACCCAACACGCAGACAUCAACCUAAACCUCAACCCACAACAUCCCGAAUACGAUACCACGUACAGGCUCACAGACACGCGAGUGUCCGUCCUCGCUGCGGGUUGUGUAUGGCACUACCUCGAGCCCGUCAACAAUCCCGCCGCCAGAGCAAUACUGCUCUUCCGAGGGACUGCAACACAUCCAGCUGAAUACCGUGAUCGAAAGGGACGUCUCAACGUUGAACCAGCUGGCGCCUGGGCUGAUGGAAACUUCAAAAGCGUCGCAUCGUUUAGCUAUAGGGUGAUCAAAGACAGAGUGUUUAAUUGGAUGAACGAACAGACUACCAAGGGAAGGGAUAUCACUGCGGUAGGAUACAGUCUUGGAGGAUGUUUAGCGAUGCGUGCACUUAAACAUUACGCUGAGGAGAAACGUCCGCGAUGGGAAAACUCCGAGUUAUAUGCUUUCAGCGCUCCUGGCUUAGACACAAAGGCUGCAGCAGAGUUCACAGAAUUGUUUCAAGGUCACCACACUCAGCUGCAUACAUAUUGGCACGUCGACGAUCUGGUACCCGUCACCGGGCAUUACCCUAUAACAACACCAAAAGCAUACAGCCGCAUUGGUCCAGAUGGUGUUGUUCUUCCCAGAAUCGGCGUUCUGCACACACAUCUACUUCUUUUUAUAUCCGUUCUAGAAGGUUGGGAUGUGGCUCUCGCGUACCCUGUAGCAGAAACACCUCACGAACCAAACGCUCCGAAUAUAAAGCGCAAAAUCAUUGGCUUUAUGAGACGGCUUCCGGUCUCCGACAGCCGGUACAUGGCUGUUUCAACAUCGGUUGAUGAACCGGACAACCUUGCGGAAGAGGGAGCUGGAAACACAGCUCGCAUGGACUCGCUGUCGGCUCGCUCGCGCAGCAAAAAGCAACGGGUGGAUCGCUCCCAGGCCAUCUCGGCAAGGUUCCAGCUUUCGGCGGCAACUUUGAGCUCCGCUUCCUUCCGGUUAGAUCCAAAUCUCGACGGCUCUCCAUCAUACGGCGACGAAGAGACAUGGGCUGUCUGA
Molecule: messenger RNA, 1227 nt
Organism: Trichoderma breve
Lineage: Eukaryota; Fungi; Ascomycota; Sordariomycetes; Hypocreales; Hypocreaceae
Product: lipase (class 3) domain-containing protein
Exons: 3
Coding region: 1-1227 (408 amino acids)
Biological process (GO): lipid metabolic process
Source: RefSeq, a predicted model, not a curated record